This is a messenger RNA of Cryptomeria japonica (Japanese cedar), 3241 nucleotides long. RefSeq lists its product as uncharacterized. Gene Ontology annotation, molecular function: ATP binding; ATP hydrolysis activity. Bases 273 to 2936 code for a protein of 887 amino acids. The record is from RefSeq and is a predicted model, not a curated record. The transcript has 21 exons. Gene Ontology annotation, cellular component: mitochondrial outer membrane. Lineage: Eukaryota; Viridiplantae; Streptophyta; Pinopsida; Cupressales; Cupressaceae.
GUCCUUCAUAAAAUUCCUUUUCCCUCUGUUUAUAUUAAUAAGGAAGGCAGAGGGAAAGAAGCGGUGCGAGAGGAGAUUGUAGUUGAAUAUCUUGUUCAUUGUCUCCUUCAAACUUAUCUUCUUCUCAGUUCACUUGCUAGGAUUUAUCUGUCCUUGCUGUUUUUUUCUUUCUUCUCUCUGUGAUUCAGGUGUUAAGAGGGCCUGUGCAGUUUUUUUCUUCUGUGGGGUGAGGGAGUUUAAGGGGUGGGAGGAGGAGGAGAAGGAGAAGGACAAUGGAGGGAAAAGCAGCAAUGAUGUCUGCACUGGGUGUGGGUAUUGGAGUGGGCUUGGGACUUGGGUUAAACAGGUGGGGUGGUGGAGGUGGUAGUGGUAGUGCUGGUAAUAUUGAUGUGGGUCUGAACUAUUCAGAUUGUGUCGAACAAGAAUUGCUCAAGCAGGUGGUGGAUGGCAAAGAUAGCAAUGUUACCUUCAAUCAGUUUCCUUACUUUCUCAGUGAACAAACAAGGGUACUAUUGAUUAGUGCUGCGUAUGUUCAUUUGAAGCAAGGAGAUAUUUCAAAAUAUACUAGAAAUCUGACUCCAGCAAGUCGUACGAUUUUAUUAUCAGGCUCUGCAGAGCCUUAUCUCCAAAUGCUUGCAAAAGCAUUAGCGCACUAUUUUGAGGCUAAAUUGUUGUUGUUAGAUAUAACAGACUUUUCCCUAAAGGUGCAAAGCAGAUAUGGGGGAGGCCCUGAUCCUAUUGCAAUAAGUCCGUCCUCAUCAGCACUUGAGCGUGUAACUGGAUUAUUAGGAAAUCUCUCUAUUCUACCUUCCCGAGAAAGCUCAAAGCCUAGUCAAUCAGGUUCGCUUUGGAGACAGAAUAGCAAUGUUGAAUCAAAGAAUAGCGGUCUUGAAAGUAUUGACAGCUUUCAUAAGCUCAGACGCAAUUCUGCAUCAGCAGCUGAUUUAUCAAAGCUUGCUGCUUGUCAAAAUCCAGGUCCUCUUAGGCGCACAAACAGUUGGACUUUUAAUGAAAAAGUACUUGUGCAAUCCCUCUACAAGGUUAUAAAGAAAGUUUCCAGGACAAGCCCUGUAGUUCUGUAUUUGAGGGAUGUUGAGAGGCUUAUAUUCAGAACACCAAGAAUGUAUAACUUAUUUUGCAAAAUGUUUGAGAAGCUUUCGGGAGCAGUGUUGGUUUUAGCUUCUAGAAUGGUGGACCAAUCAGACACUCAAGACUGUAGAAAAAUAGAUGAAAAGCUUUCAUUACUCUUUCCCUAUAACAUUGAUAUAAAACCCCCUGAGGACAAUGCUAGCCUCGUCAACUGGAAGAGUCAGCUUGAAGGGGACUUGAAACUCAUUCAAUUCCAGGACAACAGGAAUCAUAUAUCAGAAGUUCUCGCAGAAAAUGAUCUCGAAUGCGAUGAUUUGGGAUCAAUUUGUUUUUCUGAUUCAGUGCUUCUAAGUUCUUAUAUUGAAGAAAUCGUGGUAUCUGCCAUUUCUUAUCAUCUAAUGAACACUAAAAAUCCAGAGUACAGAAAUGGAAAGCUUAUUAUUUCUUCAAAAAGUUUGGAGCAUGGGUUGAGUGUAUUCAAGUCAGGAAAGGCUGAGAGCAAAGAUGCACGACAAGUGCCCAAUGGUGAUUCUUCAGAGGAACCUCAGGAGUCUGCUUCCUUGAAGGCUGAGCCAAACAGUGAAGCAGCUCCAGUAACAAUGCGUAAGACAGAAGCUGAGAAAAUUGAUUCUGCUUCUGUGGGAGAUGCUCCCAACAAAGAAGGUGCCACUAAGAAAGAAGACAAUGCCCUUAAGAAAGAAGCUGAAGCUCUCAAGAACGAAGCUAAUGCCCCAAAGAAAGAAACUGGCACUCCUGAUAAAUCAAAUGCAGCUCCUACUCCCCAUAAACUGGAAGUAGCUCCAGACAAUGAAUUUGAGAAACGAAUCAGGCCAGAGGUCAUUCCAGCUGGGGAAAUUUGUGUGUCCUUUUCAGACAUUGGAGCCUUGGACAAUGUCAAAGAAGCUCUUCAAGAGCUUGUCAUGUUGCCUCUCAAACGCCCAGACCUUUUUAAAGGGGGGCUUCUGAAGCCCUGCAAGGGCAUUUUGUUGUUUGGACCCCCUGGGACUGGCAAGACAAUGCUUGCAAAGGCCCUUGCUACGGAGGCAGGUGCCAACUUUAUUAAUGUUUCAAUGUCCACCAUUACAUCCAAGUGGUUUGGAGAAGAUGAGAAGAACGUAAGGGCAUUAUUCAGUUUGGCUGCCAAAAUUUCUCCUACUGUUAUAUUCGUUGAUGAGGUGGACAGUAUGCUGGGACAGAGGACUAGGGCUGGAGAGCAUGAAGCCAUGAGAAAAAUAAAGAAUGAGUUUAUGUCCCACUGGGAUGGAUUGCUGUCUAAAAAUGGAGAGCAUGUUCUUGUUUUGGCUGCAACAAACAGACCAUUUGAUCUUGAUGAAGCAAUUAUCAGACGAUUUGAGAGAAGGAUCAUGGUAGGUCUACCUAAUGCUGAGAAUCGAGAGAAAAUUCUCAGGACAAUCCUUGCAAAAGAGAAUAUUGAAGAAGGCUUUGAUUUCAAGCAUCUUGCAACCAUAACUGAAGGGUUUACUGGUAGUGACUUGAAGAUUCUAUGCACAACAGCAGCUUUUCGGCCUGUUAGGGAGCUACUGCAGAAAGAACAAGAAAGAGAGAAGGCCAAGAAAAAAGCUGUCGAAAACAGAUCAGAGUCCCUUAAUAAGGCUGAUGAUGCAUCAGAACCUAAUGACACAGAGAAAAAGGAAGAAGAAAAAGAAGAGGCUAGGAAAACUGUUGUCAUCAGGCCUCUGUCUAUGGAAGACAUGAGAGCAGCUAAGGAACAGGUGUCUGCAAGCUUUGCAUCAGAAGGUGCUGGAAUGAGUGAAUUGCUGCAAUGGAAUGACUUGUAUGGGGAGGGUGGCUCCAGAAAAAGGCAACCUCUAUCCUACUUUAUGUAGUGUACUCUGGUCAUGCCAAACCAUUAAUUUGGGUUGAUGUUUCUGGCAAUUGUAGAUUUCUGAAAUUCUUUCAGCGGGGAUCAUGGAUACCAAAAUUGUACCAUUGUAUUCCCACUCAAGGAAUUGUAUGCCUAAGUAUGGUUUCAAGUAUCCCGUUCUUUCUUAGCCAGGAGCACACAGAAUCCCUAUCAUUUGCUUCCAUGGUGUGACUCAUGUUGUCACUUUUUAGUAGUUCGGGGUGGUGAAUAUUCCUAGACAGAUUGUCAGCUGCUCAGUUGUUAUGCAGACCUUCAUGUUUAUCGGUA